This is a messenger RNA of Aspergillus heteromorphus CBS 117.55, 6413 nucleotides long. RefSeq lists its product as uncharacterized. The transcript has 4 exons. Lineage: Eukaryota; Fungi; Ascomycota; Eurotiomycetes; Eurotiales; Aspergillaceae. The record is from RefSeq and is a predicted model, not a curated record. Bases 257 to 6067 code for a protein of 1936 amino acids. Gene Ontology annotation, molecular function: 1-phosphatidylinositol 4-kinase activity; ATP binding; ATP-dependent chromatin remodeler activity. Gene Ontology annotation, biological process: endosome organization; phosphatidylinositol phosphate biosynthetic process; Golgi organization. Gene Ontology annotation, cellular component: lysosomal membrane; endosome; fungal-type vacuole membrane.
CUCCAACUCUCUCCUCCCUCUCCCUCGCCCUCUCCUCCUCUCCCUCCCUCGCCCUCCCCACUUUACCUGUCGGGGACUACGACUCUUUCUCUCUGCUCCGUCGUGGUCGGAUAUGGCUUGAGUCUUGUCACGCCCUUUCUCCUCCCAUUCAUGCUCCGUUAAUUCCUAUAAUUCCAGUGCUGGUUGCCUCCCGAUUUGCCGUUUCCAAGACCUAUAGAUUUCCCAUUCUCACCCCCACUCCCGAUUCCCAUUCAUAAUGCCCAAGAACCGACCCGCAACAUCGGGCUACGCCCGGUUGGCCCAGGAGGAGGAAGAACGCACCAAUGACCUGUACGAUUAUUCAGACGACGAGGACCUGCAGCAAGCCUCCGCCACGAUAUCCCAGUCCGCCCCCCGAUAUGCCCCCAUCUCCUCCCGAGCCCAGAUGCAGGCCGCCGGCCUGUCCUCGCCGCCCGAGCCUCGACGCAGACACAGUGGACAAUAUCGCCGAGGGCGGAGGAAUUCCGGCGUGGACAUCAAGGCCAUCAACGCGCGCCUCGAGCGGUGGGCCGAGGAGAUCGCCUCCAAGUUCAAGAUCAACCGCGUCAAGGGCAAGACCCUCGAGGAGGAGAAGCUGGAGAUCUACCACUCCGUUUUUCAGGCCCCCGACGGCGUCCACCCGAUCACCGCCGAGGAGCUCGAGUCGGACGAGGUCGAGGGAGCCGCGCGCAGGGCCCGAGACGAGUUCGAGGAGGUCGUGGAGAGUGUCCGGGUGGCUAUUGAGCUGGGCGUCCACCCGCGGAUGAUCUCCCAGGGCAGCUCCGGCAGUUACUUUGCCCGCAAUGGCGACGGGAAAGUGGUGGGCGUCUUCAAGCCCAAGGACGAAGAGCCGUAUGCCUCGCGGAACCCCAAAUGGACCAAAUGGAUCCAUCGCAACCUGUUCCCCUGCUUUUUCGGACGGGCGUGCCUGAUCCCCAACCUGUCCUACGUCUCGGAGGCCGCUGCCUACGUGCUCGACUCGCGCCUGCGCACCAAUCUCGUCCCCUACACCGAUAUUGUCUGGCUGUCGUCCAAGUCGUUCUUCUACGACUUCUGGGACCGCAGAAAGGCGUGGAUGCACAAGCGGCCGCUCCCCCACAAGGCGGGCAGCUUCCAGGUCUUUCUGAAGGGCUACAAGGACGCGAACCUGUUUCUGCGCGACCACCCCUGGCCGGAUCAGACCAACACCGGCUUCCGGGCCGAGGACGCCCCGAAGCGCAAGAAGCGGCCGUGGAGCGAGUCGUGUCGGCCCUCGGGCGUCCAAUCCGAAGACGAAGAUGAAGAGGAAGAUAACGGUCAGGCCCGCACCCCGUCGCCCCGGGAGGAGGCCCGGGAACGGCGGUUCUACUGGACGGAGGCGCUGAAGCAGUCGUUCCGGGAAGAACUGGAGAAGCUCGUGAUCCUCGACUACAUCAUGCGGAACACGGACCGUGGCCUGGACAACUGGAUGAUCAAGAUCGACUGGAACACGGAGGAAGUGUCCAUCGUCGCGGACCCGCCCAAGCCAAAUGAGGCCCCUCGGCCGGAGGACGAUGAGGACAUGCCGCCUGCGCGCCCAGUGUCAGUCAACUCGAACGGUACGCCGACCGCCGCCCGCCCGUACCGCCGACACGAGAUGGUGGCCGUCAGUCGCACGGGGACCCCUUUGAACGCGACUGAGCCCCAGGCAUCCAUCCAGAUCGGCGCCAUCGACAACAGUUUAUCGUGGCCGUGGAAGCAUCCUGAUGCGUGGCGAAGCUUCCCCUUCGGCUGGCUGUUCCUGCCCGUCUCCCUCAUCGGCCAGCCGUUCUCGCAGAAAACCCGCGACCACUUCCUGCCGCUCCUGACCUCGUCCGCGUGGUGGAGCGGCACGCAGAUGGCGCUCCGGCGGGUGUUCUCGCAAGACUCGGACUUCAAGGAGAGCAUGUUUGCGCGGCAGAUUGCGGUCAUGAAGGGCCAGGCGUGGAACGUGGUCGAGACGCUGAAGCAUGCGGACCAUGGCCCGCUGGAGCUGACGCGCCGGACGCGGGUGUGCGUGUGGGACGACCUGGUGGACGUGCCGGUGGCCAUCCCCCUGCGCGGGCCGUCGACCGAUGCGCAAAAACGCAAGGUGAAGAGCUACGAACAUUACGACAAACACGCCCGUUACGAUCCGGACAACGAGGAGAUGGACAUCGGGGCGGCCAUGUCGCUGGGCACCGGGCCCGACGUGGACCUGCUGGGGCUGCACUCGCCCCCGAACGAACUGCCCAACCCGAAUCGGUUCGAGCUGUCGCGCGGGCGCGGGUCCUCGUCGGGACACGCGAGGGCGCAGUCCGGUAGCCCGGCCACGAUGGGCGACUAUCGGUACGGCCGCGAUAGCUUCGACGACGUGAGCCACGGGCGCCUGGACCGGAGCUGGGCGACGUUGCCGCCGCGGCCGGGCCGGCACCAGAAGCACAGCUCGCUGUCGAGCGCGCGGGGACAGGCGCAUCUGAUCUUCAGCAGCGACGACCUUGAGGGCGAUCUCGGAUACGCGGCGGCCGAGGGGAUGGAAGGCAACCAGCGCAAGGUGAUCGUCGAGCGACUGGAGGCCGUGAAGAGCAAGAAUCCCAAACAGCGACUGCAGGACAAUGGUAAUUCCCCGGAACCCACAUCGCAGUGGGACCCUCUCAGCGCCUUGCCCGAUGGACCCCAAGAUCAGGAGGGUCAGGACCAGGAUGAUCGCGGUGAUCCUGAUCCCCUCUGCUUUUUCCCCUCCGCCCUGCGCGACCCUUCCCCUCCCGAUGACCCGACCGGCUCAGACACGGAACACUCACGUAUCCCCAUCCCAGGUCCCGCCCAGCAGGAUUCCUCCCCGUCCGCCGCCCCCGCCGGCACCGCCGCAGCCGCCCACCGUCUCCUCAGCCCGCGACGUCGCCAGCCCCCGCAGAAAGCCAGCCCCAAGGCCCAGUCGAGGUCGCAGUCGCAGUCCCAGUCCACCCGUUCCUCCAUCGCCCCGGACACCGCCAGCUCGUCGCCCCAGCACGACGGCAGUUCGCUCGAUGUCGAGUUUACGAGUGCGCAGUUCGAGGACCGACGCGAUGGGAAGCGGGGUUCCGAGCAGCUCGACGACGUGCGCCAUGGCAGCCUCCUCGAGAACAUGUUCGGGGUCGAGGAGCGCGCGCAUCAACCCUACAAGAAGAUAAAGCUCGAGGGCGAAGAUCAGAAGCCCGCGACCGCGAGGAAGUUCGCCGGCGCGGGCAAUACCGGGCUGGGGGAAUGGAUGAAGGACCGUUCCAAGUCGGAUUCGCCUGCCGUGCAUGACAUUGUCGAUUUGACUACUGAUGUGUCGGCAGCCGCCACCGAUGACGACGAGGUGCAGGUCACCGGGUCGAACAACCUCAGUCUACAGAAGGUGUGUUACGGAAAGAUCGACAAUGCUAUGAUCCACGCCUCCUUGGUCCCGAAGCCGUCUGCGCAGACGAUCUUCGGCGACUCGACGCACGACUGGCCUUCCAUCAAGCUCGGGGUGCACCGACGGGCGGGCCAGAACACCCGGAUCGAGGUGUCAGAUCCCCAUGGAAAGAUAUUCGGGGUCGUCGAUGGGAAGACAGCCGCAGUGAUCGUCCCGCUGCUCGACUCGCCGGUGUUGCGGGUGAGUAUUACAGUUCGGUUGGAUGUCCGGAAACGACAGGAUGACGAGUGGCCCUGGGCGCCGUGCUCGCAUGCCUACCGGGCGUCGGUCAACCUGUACGGCCUGCGGAAGGACGCGGAACGUGUCGGGAAGCACCUCGGGCAGAACAAUGUGUGGUUGGGGUCGCCGUUCUCCGUGGAGCAGGGCGUGCCGGUGCUCAAUCCCCACGCGGAGAGGCGACGGGCUCAGACGGCGUUCCUGCCGGCAGUGGCUGCGAGGGGGAGGAUAGGGGUUAACUAUGAAGUGCGGACGGCAGAAGAAGUCAACGAUGCGGUGAUGAAGAUGUUCGACCAGCUCCAGAGUGCAGACAACCUACCGGAGAUGGAGCCUCCUUCUGGCCUGACCACUCCGCUGCUUCGCCACCAGAAGCAGGCGCUGUGGUUCAUGACGGAGAAGGAGAAGCCGCGCAAGUUCGGGACCAACGAGGCAGAUAAUAACUCUUUGUGGCGGAUGGACUCCCAUACCAAUGGCAAAAGACGCUACCGCGAGAUCAUCAGUGGCACGGUGCUUGACGAAGAGCCACCGCAGAGUCUGGGCGGACUGUUGGCCGAUAUGAUGGGUCUGGGCAAGACCUUGAGCAUCCUGUCGCUGGUCGUGUCCUCGCUGGACGAUGCGCGUCUGUGGGCGGACAUGAUCCCCGACCCGGAUCUGGUGCGCAGCCUGCCGGGCAUUCGCAACACGAAGACAACGCUGCUGGUGGCGCCCCUCAGCGCGGUCAACAACUGGGUCGGCCAGAUCAAGGAGCAUCUCCAGGAAGAUGCCAUCUCAUACUACGUCUUCCACGGCUCGUCGCGCACCAACGACGUGGAUGAACUGUCCCAAUACGACUUGGUGGUCACAACCUACAGUAUCAUCCUCAGCGAAUUAUCCGGGCGGGGGGCGAAACGCGGCGUCAGCGUGCUGACCAAGAUGAACAUGUUCCGGAUUGUCCUCGACGAGGCGCACACGAUCCGCGAGCAGAGCGCGGCGCAGACACAGGCCAUCUUCAAGCUGAACUCACAGCGUCGAUGGUCCGUCACGGGCACGCCGAUCCAGAACCGGCUGGACGACCUCCUCUCCGUGACCAAGUUCCUCGGACUCUUCCCAUACGACGACCGCGGGCGAUUCGGGAUGCACAUCCUCAGUCGGUUCAAAACCGGGGACGCCUCAGUUCUAGCCAGCCUCCGCGUGCUCGUCGACUCGUUCACGCUCCGCCGGGUGAAAGACAAGAUCGAUCUGCCUGCGCGACAGGACAAGAUCAUCAUGCUCACAUUCACGGAGAAAGAGAGCCAGCUGCACGAGUUCUUCCGGAAGGAGUCCAACGUGAUGAUGCGGGUGAUCGCCGGCGAGGAGAAGUCCAAGAUGAAAGGUCGGAUGUACCACCACAUCCUGAAAGCGAUGAUGAUCCUCCGGCAGAUCAGCGCGCACGGCAAGGAGCUCCUCGAGCCGGACGACCGCAAGCGCAUCAAGGGGAUGAGCGUGCACGACGCGAUCGAUCUAGAAGAAGGCGGGGGCGACUCCGGGGCAACCGACAAGAAAGCCUACGAGAUGUUCAUCCUCAUGCAAGAGUCAUCCGCAGACUCCUGCGCCUUAUGCGAAAAGCGCCUCGAAGAGCCAUCCUCCGACAACGGCACCACCGACCGAACAAACCCCAUGGCCAUCGUCCUCCCCUGCUUCGACGUCCUCUGCCCAGACUGCUUCUCCAGCUGGAAACAAGCCUUCGACAGCCCCGGUCCAUCCCACGACAUCAAAUGCCAAGUCUGCGACGGCUGGAUCCCUGCCUCUUACUCCACCAUCACUACCGGCGGCCUACAAGACUACGUGGUCGACCAAGCGCACGCCAAACAAAGCCGACGCCACGCCAAAACCCUCGGCGAAUAUGAAGGUCCCCACACCAAGACCCGCGCCCUGAUCUCGCAACUCCUCGACGCCGCCGAGGAAAGCAAAUCGCACUCCGGCCCCCCCAUCAAAUCUGUCGUCUUCUCCGCUUGGACUUCCCACCUCGAUCUGAUCGAGAUCGCCCUCCGCGACAACCACCUGCCCGGCUUCACCCGGCUGGACGGCACCAUGACCCUCGCCGCGCGCCACAAAGCGCUGGACGAAUUCCACCGCAACGACGACAUCACCGUCCUGCUUGCGACCAUCGGCGCCGGCGGUGUCGGGCUGAAUCUCACAUCCGCGUCCCGUGUGUAUAUCAUGGAGCCGCAGUAUAAUCCAGCUGCGGUGGCGCAGGCCAUCGACCGCGUGCAUCGCAUCGGGCAGACCAGGGAGGUGACCACCGUGCAGUAUAUUAUGCGGGGGAGUAUUGAGGAGAAGAUCUUCGAGUUGGCCAAGAAGAAGCAGCAGCUCGCGGAUUUGAGUCUCAACCGCGGCAAGUUGGAUAAGAGGGAGGUUCAAGAGCAGAGGAUGAGGGAGUAUAGGGGGUUGUUCAAGUAGAUGGUUACUUGAAUGAAAUAUCGGGGUUGGUCAGGAGAAUAGAAGGGGGGGAACGGAAGGGAAGGACAGGAAGAUGGGACGGGACGGGAUAAGAAGGGAAGGAAAUGGAAGGAGGUGCUUUUGAUACCCAGGCGUUGGUUGGUUUCAUCUCGUUUUCAUUGGCAUGAUCUAUGGAUGGAUGGUAUAGAGUAUAGGUGGUUUAGAUCGGGAUUUAUGCGCUGGCAUGGCUGGCAGCUGGCAGAGCUCGCAUUUAUGGAACAUAGCUGGCAUAUCAUAUUAUGGAUCACGCAUAGCUGAGCAUCACAUCAUGUACAGCUGAUGCAUUACGGUUAGCUGAGCAUAUCAC